UUAAUUUUCGCGUUGGAGACCAUAAAUUAAAGAACAUAAACAUGUCGCAGGACGUAAUUUCGUCUCACGAGCAGCUCUCCAUGGAUGAGAUCACAAGCCCUCUCACCGCACAAAUCUUCGAUUUUUGCGACACACAAUUAUUUCAAGAAGCUUUCAACCAAACUUCUGAAGUGACCUCUGCUUCAAACGGUUGUGGCUACGCCGAAAACAACAGCAACAACUAUCCGGACAAAUCCAACAGUGGUUCGAAUCAAGAUCAUGAAGACAACAACGACAACGCGGAUUUAUCGAUCAUAUUUGACUCGCAAGACGAUUUCGAUAACGAUAUUACAGCUUCCAUCGACUUCUCUUCAUCGAUCCAGUUCCCUGCCUCCGAUCAACUCCAGGAGCAGUUUGAUUUCACCGGAAUUCAACUUCACCAGCCUCCGAGUACUCUCUACUCUUCCUCCUCCGGCGAACUUCUACCUCCGCCUUUAUCAGCUUUCGAAGAAGAUUGUCUUUCUUCUGUCCCAAGUUACAACCUUGGCUCCAUAAACCCUUCUUCACCUACUUGCUCUUUCUUGGGUAAUUCCGGUUUACCAGCUUACAUGUCUGUAACCGGGAAUAUGAUGAACACUGUGACUGGCUUAGGAUCUGGAUUUUACUCUGGAAGUAUCCAUUUUGGUUCUGAUUUCAAACCAUCACAUGACCAAUUGAUGGAGAUACAGGCUGAUAAUGGUGGACUGUUCUGUCCAGAUCCUAUCAAACCCAUCUUCAAUCCAGGAGAUCAUCCUCUCCAGGGUCUUGAGGGUAACGAGAACCAGAACCACAUGGCGGCACCACCGGUUCUUCCGCAGUUAGGGACGGAAAUAGCCGGUUUAGACGAUCCAAAUUUCAAUAAAGUGGGAAAACUCUCCGCGGAGCAGAGGAAAGAAAAGAUUCAUAGGUACAUGAAGAAGAGAAACGAGAGAAACUUCAGCAAGAAAAUCAAGUAUGCAUGUAGGAAGACAUUGGCAGAUAGUCGUCCAAGAGUUAGAGGAAGAUUCGCAAAAAAUGAUGAAUUUGGUGAACCAAAUAGACAAGCUUGUUCAAGCCAUCCAGAUGAAGACGAUGAUGAUGUGGGGGUAAAGGAAGAAGAACAGCUAGUUGAUUCUUCGGACAUAUUUUCACACAUAAGUGGUGUGAACUCUUUCAAGUGCAGUUAUCCAAUCCAGUCUUGGAUUUGAUUUGAAGUACUAAAAUCACAUUUCAUGCAUAGUCUUGUAAGUUGCAAAGAAAGAAAAAACAACAUAGUAUUUUAUAGAGGUCUUAUUGUAUAUUUAUUAGUACAUUUUUUGUGUCCGUGACUCAUGGUUUGUCGAAUAAUUAGAACAUAAAGAAAA
Capsella rubella is the source of this 1361-nucleotide messenger RNA. RefSeq lists its product as uncharacterized. The record is from RefSeq and is a predicted model, not a curated record. The coding region runs from base 42 to 1205 and encodes 387 amino acids. The transcript is spliced from 5 exons. Gene Ontology annotation, biological process: regulation of flower development. Gene Ontology annotation, molecular function: protein binding. Lineage: Eukaryota; Viridiplantae; Streptophyta; Magnoliopsida; Brassicales; Brassicaceae. Gene Ontology annotation, cellular component: nucleus.